AAAGCGUUCAACUCUUUGAGUUUCUUUUGAGUCCGUUGCUUUUCAGAGUCUUGUGCAAGUGCAAAUUCUAUUGAUUUUUCUUUGUGCGAAGCAAAACUCGCUAAUGUUUUUGUAGUGCACUUAGAUCUUGAAUCCCGCCUUUUCAGUUUUUACCUCCAGUGCUCUUAGUUCUUUUGUUAUUCCAUUAUCCCACAUAAGGUCAAAAGAUUGGUUUAGCAACGUUCCAUUAGUCAUUUUGGCCAGACCAAAAACGAAAAGCCAAAAAAAAAGUGAAAACUAAAAAGAGAUCUACUGAUAUCCGUUGACAUUACACCCUCGCCUAAAAUCAAUUGUGGUGUUAGGACAACAAAGUUCUAAGAACUGCCGUCAUCUACAUUGGAAUUCAGCUACAUUCCUGUACAGACUGUUCGAAAACAUAAAACAAUAAAAAACAUGUAUAAAGUGUUCAUUGCAUCUUGUCUUGUGCUAGCCGUCCACAGUGCCAUGGGGCAGCAUCAGGAUUACACAACACCAGUACCGAUUUUGAAGCAAAUCAAUAAACAUAACUCCGAUGGCUCCUAUACAUACGGAUAUGAGGCGGCGGACAAAAGUUUUAAAAUCGAAACGAAGUAUCCAAAUGGAGAAGUCUAUGGCAAAUAUGGAUACGUAGAUGACCAGGGUCAGGUGCGUGAAAUUGAAUAUGGAGCAAGUAGACGUGGAUUUGAACCGGCAGGCAGUGACAUAAAUGUCCCCCCACCCACGUUAACUGCUAGCAAAUCCACCCCAUUGGGCCCUAAUGAGAUUGACGAUGGCCAAUACCGCGAAGAUCCAGCCGAAUACUACAAGGAUCAGAAAUUCAAUCGUCCAGUGGCAGCCAGCAAAUUUAGCCUUAAUCAACCGUCUUACCAACAACCAAGACCACAGCCUGCAUACAAUCCAGCUCCAGCUCCAUACAACCCUGCGCCAGCUCCCUACAGACCACCAGCACCAGCACCAGCUCCCUACAGACCAUCAGCACCACAAUACUAUAAUCCACCACAACAGCCUCAACCACAACAACAUUACCAGCCCUCGUAUUAUCAACCUCCAGCACCUCAGCCUCAAUAUAAUCCUUACAAUCCCAAUAGUCAACCCAGUCACUUUCAUCCUGCUGUCAAGAGCCUAGACAUUUGGAGCGGUUCAUAUAGUUUGGACUAUACGGGACGAAAAUAGAGCUUUCGGAGUAGGGCUACAAUGCUUGAUGUCGUUUAUGGGUGAAGAAGUGUCAGUGAGAUAACAUGGUGAUUUUCGUGUUUAGAUAGAAACAGCGAGAGGAGUCUCCGAAAUUCUGUUAUUUUUUAAGACUAACGAACGAAUGAUUAGUUUUAAUAUUAUUUUAAAAUUUUAUGCUUAAGUAAUAAACUAUGGAAACAAGUGCAAGGUGCUGAUGUAAACCAAA
Molecule: messenger RNA, 1417 nt
Organism: Stomoxys calcitrans (stable fly)
Lineage: Eukaryota; Metazoa; Arthropoda; Insecta; Diptera; Muscidae
Gene: Cpr97Eb
Exons: 3
Coding region: 433-1191 (252 amino acids)
Cellular component (GO): chitin-based extracellular matrix
Molecular function (GO): structural constituent of chitin-based larval cuticle
Source: RefSeq, a predicted model, not a curated record